UAUAGCGAAGCAGGCACAUGGAGAAAGUGCAUGGGACUCCAAGUUCAGUUAGUUCAGGCAUUGAUAUAAGCCAGAAUCGGCAUAAGCUAGAAAUUUGGCCCGACAGACAUUCGUGUAAGCCAGAAUUGGCGUAUGCUAGAACUCUGGCAAGGCUGGCCAGGACAACCAAACCAAUGAACAUGAUUGAUUUUCCAAUUCAAGUUAGGCUGCUGCUCAAGCUCAACCUUUCGAGCGAUCAUGGCGAUGAAUGGGAGUAUUGAAGCUGCAGGCCCGCAGACAAGCUUACUCCUUGUAGAUUUUUUAAGUGAAAAGGUUGACUUGCAGAAAGACUACUUGCCCCGGCUGUGAAGUAGGAGUACUAAAAAAGAAAGACUUGACGGAAAGAGUUGACUUGGAAUUGGUCCUAGACGACUCCCUUCUCUCUUUGGAGUUUGGAAGACUGAAACACAAAACAAAUUCACAGACAGACACACAGUACUCUCUCUCUCUCUCUCUAGAAUCGAAGAAGAUGAAGAGCAGUAGCUCAACUCUGAUGGCCGCUAUCUUCUUUUCACUCUUCCUCCUCCUAAUCUCUUCAGCCAACUCAUUCUGUUUCUAUCACCCCACUGUCCCUCGUGAUUUUCAAACGGGUGAUCCCCUUGAUGUUAAAGUGAACAAGCUGUCAUCUGAGUACACAGGACUUCGAUAUGAUUACUAUGAUUUGCGUUACUGUCAGCCUGGCCAAGUAAAGAACAAUGCUGAAACUUUGCUUGAAAUUUUGGGGGAGGCUCUUCGAGGCGACCACAUACAGAAUUCCAUGUACACUUUCAAUAUGAGGGAGGAUCAGCCGUGCAAAGUGCUAUGUCGAAUUGUGCUUUGUGCUGAAGCUGCAAAGAAUUUCAAGGAAAAAAUUGAUGGCAAUUAUAGAGUUAACUUGAUUCUGGACAAUCUACCAGUUGCUGUUCGGCAACAUAGUUGCAAUGGCGGUCAGUCAACCACCACUUAUGCACAAGGUUUCUAUGUGGGGUUCAAAGGGAAUUAUGCAGGGAGCGACGACCUGAAGCAUUUCGUAUAUAACCACUUGAGCUUCAGAGUCAUGUUUCGCAAGCAUCUUGCAAAUGAUUCCGCUCAAAUCGUUGGCUUUGAGGUUACUCCAUACAGUAUUAAUCACGAGUACGAGGAAUUUCCUCACUUGAGAACAUGCAACAAGCACACCGAAAACCUAAUUCUAGGAAGCGCUCCUGCACAAGAAGUUGAUGCUGAUAAGGAGAUAAUAUUCACAUAUGAUGUUUCCUUCAUGGAAAGUGACAUCAAAUGGGAAUCACGUUCGGACCACCUCACGAAGAAUGUUCAGAGCAAGCCUUUCUCCACCAGAAAGUCUCUUAUGAAUGUCCCCUCAUGAUCGUCGGCUAAUAUUGAUGUACUUAUGUAUAGGUUGCCUUUGUGUGAAAAAAAAAUAAGAGUAGGUUGCCUUUGUAAUCUGAUAUAGUCCACCGAUGAUCGUCGUGGAUUUUACUACAUGUUAUGUUAUGUGACCUACGAAAGAGAACCAAAUACUGAACUCGGAACAUCUCUGUUUCCUCCUUGUCUAGAAUGUAAUAUCCAUAUAUAGUGCUUGGACA
Rhododendron vialii is the source of this 1601-nucleotide messenger RNA. Its product is annotated as transmembrane 9 superfamily member 7-like. The transcript is spliced from 7 exons. NCBI's taxonomy places the organism in Eukaryota, Viridiplantae, Streptophyta, Magnoliopsida, Ericales, Ericaceae. Gene Ontology annotation, cellular component: membrane. Gene Ontology annotation, biological process: protein localization to membrane. Bases 509 to 1381 code for a protein of 290 amino acids. The record is from RefSeq and is a predicted model, not a curated record.